CAAUUCGUGUUUAAUUUCCCUUGUGCCCUUUCCUUUGUUUUGUUCACCGUUCUCAGAACAUCGUCGUUAUGUUCGUCGUUGUGACGAGUUAACAAAGUAGGCGAACGCGCAAUUUCGAUUCAUUCCACUUUCUCAGCACAAACUGAUCAGAUGUCGGCUGGUGUGGUUAGCGUUUUGUAGUGAGAGAGUGAUUUCGGUAGCACGAGAGGAAGAUCUUUGCGUUAAAGCACUAAAAGGUAGCAUUAGUUUUUGCUACGGUCCAGAACAUUCUUCGAAAAUGGAAGCUGUUAAACGAAAGCCAAAGAAAAAUAAAUGUAGCAAAAUUGCUACAAAACAAGACAAGGAGGCUACGACAUCGACAGCAGCAGCAACAGUAGCGCCAUCUCCACCACCAUCACCACCAGUUGCUUUGUCACAAGCAGAAGAAGAAGCACCCGUUAGCGACCAGCAACUAGAACAAUCGAUUUUACCAGACGCCGUGCAAGAAUUGGCGCCAAAAAUGGAAGAAACAGUAAACGGUGAAACCGAGGAUGAAAAGACUGAUGUAGCGACGGUGGUCGAUUUUACACCAACCGCGCCACCUUGCCAUUCCGCUCCUUCAGCAGCCACACUACCUGCCCUGCUGUAUCCGGAUCUGAGUCAACUCGUACAGGACGCUUGCAUCCAGCAGAUGGACAACGCCUUUUCGACGGUCACUAUGGACGAUUCAAGCGAAGAGCUUGAUAUUAAUGUGCAACAUGUACGCCCCCUGUACCUUGAGUGUAUUCAGCAGAUGGAGCAAACGGCGCUGGAAAGCGAACGGGAGCAACUGGACGCGCUGGAGCGUCAGUUCGUUGCGACGGAAAACCCGCACGCCGUCGCUAGAGAUCCGGGCGACUACGAUAGCGAUCUGCACCUGAGCCUACAAACGUACCGGGCCGCGUAUCACAGCUACUGCGAGAUUGUGAAGGAACGGUCGGUGGCCCAGCAGCAAAUUGCUAGCCUGCGUGGUAGAUGUUGGGACUUUCAGCAGGUAAAGUUCAGCGCGUCCGGUCACUGUGACGAUUCACGGUUGGUGAGUGUAUCAAUCAAGAGCCGCGUUGCCUCGCUGAACGUUGAACGGUGUAAGGAAGCAAAGGCGGAAAUGUCCUCAAUGCUGGAUCGGUGUGUGACCAAGGAGAAGGAAGCACUCAUACAGUUGCAUCACACACGCGCGAUAGUGGAAAAGAACGUGUCCGAUCCACCGAUCCCGGGUUACGAGCGAUCAGUUGCGUUGCGUCUGAAGCUUCGCAUUAUCGGCAACGCGUUGCGCGCCGAAACACAUCAGCACGGUUGCGAUAAGGGCGAGGGUUGCGAAUAUGUGCAAGAUUUGCGCAAAUGGUUCAUCCAGCUCGGUACGGGUAUGUUGCGCGCAGGCAGCGUGGACGAGCGCGUUUGGCUGAUGUUUCAUUUGCUACGCUUCCCGAACGGCACCGGAACGUGGGCCCACGUGCUGGUGCAUCCGCUACCGAUUGGGAAGCCAGACGGGCAGCUGGCCGACUUAGAGCUGCACGCCAUUCUGACACUCACCCACGUUCUGGUGCGACCGAUUGCCGAACGUCAAACAUUCCUGGCACCGGUAGACGAGCCGGCUGACUUGCGGCCAACACCGCCGGCGAACGAAUCAAAGACAGGCGGCGAUACGUUCGAGUGGGUCGAUAGCGAUGGUGAGGAAAGCUCCACCGACAAACGGAUCCGGCCGAUCAAGGAAAGUGAUUUGCUGGCGCUGCUCGAUCAAAUACCGUUCCGGCGGCUGUUCGGUUCCGUUACGAACCGCACGAUCGAACGGGUUAAGGUGCUGGACGCGGAACAUCUGCCCACGACGGAGAUGUUAAUCCUUACCCUGUUCGCUAACAAGCUGAUCGCUAUACUGGGCGAAGGAUUGGCGACGUACGGUGGGGGCAUUGCACGAUACAGCCAUUUCGCGCAACGGUUGGCACUGCUCAUCAACGAUACGGUCAAGUUUGUGGGUGACGUGAUGCGCUUCUAUCGCGAAAUGCGCACCCAUCCCUGCGCGUACAAACACGUCGAUGUGGUGCAGAUACACUUCGACACACUCGUGUACCGUGCGGCCCGUUCCAUUUACAGCGGCGGUGCGGUACUUGUCCGGCACCUAUCGACGCUACCGUUUGCGCUGCUAAGCUCACGCGCCUGCUGGUGGCUGUUUGACAGCAUGCUAAAGCAAAACUUCAAUCAACAGCCCGAUUUCGAUAAAUAUGAGACCGGUGAACUUUCCCUGCACGACUGCCCACUGAUGGAACAGUUUGGGAAAAAUCGGUCGAAAGAGAAUUCGGCACACGAUCUGUAUAAUGUGCUGAAACCGAUGGUCGAUCUAGCGCUUGCACGGGACGAAUCGGAUGAUGAAGAUUUUAUGUCGUCCGUCGCGGCAACACUGCUGGAGCUGCUGGCAGAGAUUGAUGCGGAAGAGCUGGUGUGGGCGGAGAUAAUUAUGGAACAAAUUCACAUCCUAAUGGAGCGGAACCCGGACGUACUGUCCGAUUUGUUGUAUACGCUCGUGCCGCAGGAUGCGAACCGCCAGCAAACCGUUGCCAAUGGUUGGCAGCUGAAGGGCAACAUGCUGUUGAAGGUGUUCAGCAGCAAAAAGUGGCUGGUCAUGCGCUGGAAGCCCGGUGAACACGCUGUGACUGCGCUGAUUCGGAUGCUGCUCAACUAUCCACGCGCACACAUUUAUCACAAGCUUUCGCUUGGAUUGCUGAUGUACAUAAACUACGGCGAUUCAGGCUGCUACCGUGUGCCAAAGUUUCUGCAAGUGCGUAUAGCCUAUAACAUCGUAGUAGCAUUUCGAAAGCAUCAACCACCCAAAACCAAUCCGGACGGUACUGUGGUGGUGGCAGUGACCGCGGAACAACAAACCGAGCUCCGGAACUAUCAGGAGCGCUGUCUGUAUGUGUUGCUGCAGCUGCGCUUACACGCGUUCGAUGGGCCGGUUAUUUACAUGCGAUCGUUGUUGGAAGAACCAUCCACUGUCGAGACUGUGAUGCUGUAUGGAGCCACGCCGGGAGCGGAAGUCCGGGCGGCCAUACAGGAGCAGUGCCCGGUAGCGUGCCUUUACGCCCUGCUGGCCAGCACCAUGGGUCACUGGGUGCCAGUGUUUUGCCAAGAUGGUACGGCAGCGCUGAGCGUAAUGUACGAACUGCACCAUCUCGACAUCGUCGUCGUACGCUGUCUCGAACUCAUCACCUACCUGUUCAACGAUUACCCGCUGGCACUGGCGAAUAACUCUCACUUUAUGGCAAUGCUCACGAAGCUGGUGGAGAAUGACGAUGUGCUGGACUGGGUACGGCAAACUACCGGUGAGCACCAGCAGCAGCAUCAGCAUACGCUUGCGAUGCAGCUGCUCACCGAGGCUGGUAUGGGCAAAAUGGGGUCGAUGUUAGUCUCCCAGACGGCCAUCUACUGGUGCCUCGGUUAUGCCACCCCACCGAUGCUCGUCUGCAUGUGGUUUGAUAUUUUGGCUGAAAUUAACCAAUGGUUCAACAAUGCCAAGGUGUUGCGGUUGCUGGACGUACUGGCCACCGUUUCGUUCGGGCAUGCGGAUGCCUGGAAAGCGCUAUCGGAUCGAUUCUAUCCUUACUUUAGGUCGCUCUCAGUGGUAAAACACAAGCAACAUACGCUCUGGUCGAAAAUAGUCGGGAUCGAGCAAACAAUGCUGUACGGCACACUGCCAAGCGAUUGUGUUGCGCUGGCGCUGCUCGUCUACGGUCUCGAACACCGGCUGGAACGCGAGACGACACUGUGGCCGAGACUGUUGCGUACGCUGAAGAGAAACCGCACCGUCAAGCUGGAUGCGGCGCUGCGCGAGAUCGCCGGUACGCUUUCCAUCCAGGAGGAAGAUUUCUGUCCCGCAGCCGAUUCGCUGGUAUUGUUCAAACUGGCACGAUUCCUGGUACGGGCCAACAUCGAGCAUCCACUGUAUUUGGGUCUGUGCCAGCUGUUUUUCACCCUGCUGCUGACGCGCGUUAGCGACGUUGGGGACGAGGUGCACGGUGUGGCGGACCGGUUGUACGACUACGAUACGGGACUGAUGGAGAAGGUCAAGCAGGUGCUGUGCAAACUGGAGGUGGCUUACCAUUGCCAGCAGGAAACGAACGACGAUGCACAGGAAAUGUUGCGUCUCGUAAAAGCGUUUCAACUAUGGUUGGUGGAUACGGACCUGAAUCGAAUCGAUCCGGAUGUUCCCAUCAACCUUCCGAGCCAGUAUGCUCUAAAUCAUCUACUGUCCGCUCUUAAUGGUUCAGAGGAAUUUUGGUUGGAGUGCACCAACAAACAAACUUUCCUGGCAGUCACCCGUAUGAUGAUCGAAGGCUGGUACCAUCUUUACCGCGUAGUUCCAAACCAUUCGUCGGCGUUUGGUGUUAUUACCAAUCAAACCACACCACUUCCACCAGCCCAGGCAAUCGAACGCCGGCUCGAGAACAGUUACACCGAUCCACAACCAAUACCGGUGGCGGAACAUCGGGCUGACCUGCAGGAUCUUACCGACGCGCUGAAAACACCACCGUCGGUACGGGUUAAGCGUAUCACCGAAAGUCUGCGGAUAGUGAAGCAACACAUCGACAAGACGCAUUGGCCGAUGAAGGACGAGCUGAAAGCGCGCGAGCACGAGCUGUUCGCUCUGUUUCAGCAGCUGUACGUGAACGAGGACAAGCAGGUGGUGCAGCAUGCGAAGUGCAGCAUGCUGUACUGUACCGGUGCAGCAUCGAUCAAUCUGCACACAAAGUGUGCCGCAAUCGACCGGAACGUGCAGGACCGUAUCGCUUCCCGGCUGAGCGGGUUGGAAGCGUUCCUGCAGCUCGUCAUCAACAUUCCACCCUACAUUAUGAAGCACACGAUCAUGUUGCGCGAGCUGUGGAACAGUCUGUUUGUGGAGUACUGCUCGGAGACGGAUCGUGCGUCCGCCGAGACGCUGAGUGAUGCCAUCCGGACGAUGUUACGCACGCUGCUGCACGAAGUGUCCGACGCUAACUUUGUGCCACCGUUAACGUUUGCGGUGCGGCUGAGCUUGGACACGUACCGAAGCGAUCUGGCGGCGAUCAUGCUGGAGGAGGUUGGGCAGAUGUUUGCGGGUGCGCUGGAAUGGGGACGGAAACCGUCCAGCGUGAUCGUUGCGAUGCUGGAGAACAGCCGCCUACCGGCUCGACCGUUGCUACAGGUGUACGGCCAGCUGGUGAAGCAACAGUCGGGCAUCCUGGAACGCACCAUGUUUGUGGAUCUGUUCGGCAAUAAGCUCAAUCUCCACCAGUGGCUCAAGCAGCACCACAUCACACCGGACGAGGUGGACCAGUUUGCCAGGCUGAUUGUGCUCGGCAUGUACAAAUCGCGCCCAGCUGACAGCGCUACUCCAGCACGUACCGAUGACCAAACCGAGCAGGAUAUUCAAUUUUCCGAUAUGCUGCUUUCCCAUCUGGAGCUUUUGGCCAACACCAGUUUUCCGGACAAUUUCGGUAAAAUGGUGCAGCACACCCUAAACGCUUACUCCCAGUGGCCUGUACUACCUCCGACCAUGUUGCUCCAGCUGCUGAAUGUGCUCCGUUCCCGGGCCAAUCUUCCCGUGCUGCAGCUGGGCAUGGGGGAGGACGCCCUACGGCAAGCACAUCGCCAAUUCGCCGAAGCAAACUGCAUCGAGCCGGUGUUAAGCUUCGAAGUGUUGGAGCUGGUAAUCGUAGCCGUAACGGAACACUUUGCACGGCAGCGUGACAGUGUGCACCCUUGGAACGGUAUGUACAAACGGCACGGUGCGUACGUGGAAGUGAUAGGAAUGCUGCUUGGCCUGCUGUCACACAGUUUUCUCGCGCACGGCAUGCAGGACAAUCGAAUCCGGGCUGUGCAAGACCACCUGUUGCCGGCUGUGUAUCGCAUGUUCGAACCGUGGGUCGUUCCAUACGGUGCGGAUCCGCCUGCCCUCGGUAGCCCAGGCUCGCAGCACCCAUUGCCGAAUGAAUCAUCGAGCCGUCAUGCGAACAACGAUAAGGCCAAGUGGAUGUUUAACGUACUGCUGCAGACGGUCGGUUACGCGCUGGAGAAGGUGCUGGUCGCGUACGCCGACACCGACCACGGCAGCCAAAUUCUGCUGUACUUCCUGCACUGGUACGUGGAAUGGUUCGUCGACACGCGCACUAUGAUAUCCGCCCUGUACGUCUUCAACACGCUCGUGCUCGAUCUGCCCUGGGAGCGUUUACAGCCGUCCGAAAUGCUUAUCGAACGGAUGCAUUUCCUGCUCGAACAUCACAGCCCGGAGUGCCACGAGCUGCUUGCGUGCGUGUUUGUGCGCUGCGACUGGACGGGAGCUGGGAGCGGUCCACUGCCCCGGUGGCUGCAACGAACGCACGCCUCGUCGUUGGCUAUCUGCGUACGCUUGGCGUACGAACCGGUAGUACGCUCGGAUGAGAAGGUGCGCGCAGCGAUGGUUCGAUUGCUGCAGUAUUUCGCCGGCCUAACGUGGGAAACGUUGCACGUGGCGGAACUUAUGCCGGCAUUGGAUUGGUUCGUUAUGACCGGGGACGCUGGCAGUAUGCUGCGCUCAACGAAAGCACCAUGCCACGAGCUAGACGAUGCACUGAUCAGAUAUCUUGAGAUUGUGGCCGGAAUGCGGUUUAACGAAGCGAACCGACUAGCGGCGGAUGGUAUGCAGCUGCUCAAGCGCAAACUACACAUCAGUGUCGUCGUGCGGAUGCUAAUGAAUGCUGGACGGGCGUCGGGUGGUAAGGUGGUGGCAAACGUGCGGCCACAAUUGACCGGUGCCGUGCAGCAACUGCUUCGUGCGAUUGGUGCCGUGCUGGAAGGGAUACCGCUUGAGCAGCCGGACCCGGCCACUGACAGUCCACGGCUGUUCGAGGCACGCACCAUGAUGACGGAGCUGCUAACGAGCAUCAACAAGUGGCAAACGGAAAGCACGCUAAGCGUCUUCGUCGAUGAGCUUAUUGCCAUGCUGGAACAUGAUCCCAACGCACCGCUGCUGACGCGCUGCGUACUCGCAUCAGCCACCCUGCUGGACAGCCCGGCCGAGCAUUGGAUGCGUCUGCUGGAAUCGGCCGUCGGCAGCUAUCUGCGCUCCUCGCCGGAUGCGUCAUGGAUGCAAGCGUUGCGCACGGUCGGCUGCACGGCAUUAAGCCGCUGGCAGAGUGCCCUGUUGCAACAGCACCGUCUACCGUUGUGCCUGACCUUGCACUACCUGUAUCACUGGCACCAUUCGCGUCACGACGCCGCAGCCCAGCUCGCCCUGUUCAACCAACUCGAGUUUAAAGUCUUCGAACUGGCCGAAUGGCAGCUGUACCCGCUCUGGUGCACGAUCAUCUACACCGUGCUCGCCGUACGGCCCGAACCGCACGCCUCUAUCCGGACCACCAUCGGGCUGCUCGGUGCGGUAAGCGAGAGCAGCACGUUCUGGGUGGUGGGCGUGCUGAAGAAGAUACUCGGCAAGGAGAAAGCGUCCACCGCACGGGCCACCCACUGUUUGAUUUCUUACGCGCUCGCCGCGCUGCUGGCCCACGCGUACGCGCGUCGCACACCGGCCGACGAACGGUCGGCGGCGGACGAUUACAGCGACGGCGGCACCGAACUGUUCACCCUUCCGAAGCUGCUGAGCGCACCGAACAAGCGUACCUCCCGCGCACGUAUCGCCACCACGGCGCUGGAACACUUUAAAGCCGCGUGCAGUGCGUCGUCCGGCGGCCACAAGGAACACCAGGCCCGGAUCGUUAAUGCGAUCGUCGCCACGGACGGCAGUGAGCAGGAUAUGCCGCGCCGGGUCUUGCUGCACGCCAAAGAUAUUAUCCUUUUGCUGGAAGGCCGGGCAGAGCCGUAUCUUAGCACACUGCAGGACGCGAUUACUGCCGGCACGGGACAGCUGUUCUAAGUGUGCUUCAUAAGCAGUGUUUUCAUUCCUUUCACUUAAAAUUGUUUUUUGUUUUUUUUUUUUUGGUUACCGAAUAACGCAUCCGCUGAUACAAAUAAACUAAUAAACGCGGUAACUCUAGGAACUAAGUAACUCCUA
Molecule: messenger RNA, 8032 nt
Organism: Anopheles stephensi (Asian malaria mosquito)
Lineage: Eukaryota; Metazoa; Arthropoda; Insecta; Diptera; Culicidae
Gene: Epg5
Product: ectopic P granules protein 5 homolog
Exons: 15
Coding region: 278-7894 (2538 amino acids)
Biological process (GO): autophagosome maturation
Cellular component (GO): cytoplasm
Source: RefSeq, a predicted model, not a curated record